This is a messenger RNA of Saccostrea cuccullata (small rock oyster), 421 nucleotides long. RefSeq names its product collectin-11-like. The transcript has 4 exons. Bases 1 to 387 code for a protein of 128 amino acids. The record is from RefSeq and is a predicted model, not a curated record. NCBI's taxonomy places the organism in Eukaryota, Metazoa, Mollusca, Bivalvia, Ostreida, Ostreidae.
AUGGAUAUUUCAGCGGCAUGUACUAACGGAUGGGUGCUUUGUCAAUCAUUUGGAAGCAAACUUGCUGAACCAAAGACUCAAGAGGAAGUGACAUUCCUAGGCCGUCAAACACACCAGAUUGGCAACGGUGGAAAUUACUUUAUUGGAAUACAUGACAUAUUCCUGGAGGGACAGUGGGUGUAUGCCGGAUCUAGGGAGCCCGUCACAAUAACCAUGCCGUGGGCCCGGGGAGCCCCUGAUAACUUUCACGAGGAAGAUUGUGUAGAGAUGGGAUCCGCCCCAGAGUGGCACGAGCUGUGGGGCGAUGUUCCCUGCUCCUCCACUUUAUACUACAUUUGUGAAUACGAACAAAAUUAUGAAUAUCAGCAAGGUCAGGUCAUUGGAUGAAAGAAAUGAUGAUGUCUACGCAGGGAUUUGCAGA